GUACUGCGGUUUACUUGCAGCAGCAGAGUUCUCUUCGGUUACGUCGGAGUACUCGUCUUUUUUGUUCGCUUUUAUGAUUCAGGGCUUCAGCUUUCUUCUCCCUCUCCAAACCACCCCGUAGCAGGGUUAAAUUGGGUAUUCCCCUUUCUUUCUGAGCAGUUUCGUAGCUCAGGGCCGGAGGGAGGGCAGAUGAAGAGGGUUGUUUCUAAGGAUUUCACUGGAAUAUUGUUUGGGAAAGUAUCAUGGAAGUUCUGCGCCCGCAGCUUUUAAGAAUUGGUGGACGGAUUUAUAGGAAGAAUCCUAUUCAAGAACAGACUUACCAACAUGAAGAAGAGGAUGAGGACUUGUGUCAAGGCUUCACGGAGUGUGCGGAAGAGCCCUGUGAUGGCUAUGAGGUGGUGCAGACCGAACAAGGCUUCCAGUGUACAGUGAAGGCCCCCAGCCUACUCUACAAGCAUAUAGUUGGAAAGAGAGGGGACACUAGGAAGAAACUAGAAGUGGAGACCAAAACUUCUAUUAGUAUUCCUAAACCUGGACAAGAAGGAGAAAUUGUAAUCACUGGCCAGCAUCGAAGUGGUGUAAUUUCAGCCCGAACUCGGAUUGAUGUUCUUCUGCUCACUUUUAGAAGAAAGCAGCCUUUCACACACUUCCUUGCCUUUUUCCUCAAUGAAGUUGAGGUUCAGGAACGAUUUGUGAAGUUCCAGGAGGAAGUACUGGAGAAGUGCUCCAUGGAUCAUGGAGUUGAUAGCUCUAUUUUCCAGAAUCCGAAAAAACUUCACCUAACUAUUGGGAUGUUGGUACUUUUGAGUGAGCAAGAGAUCCAGCAGACAUGUGAGAUGCUAAAGCAGUGUAAAGAGGACUUCAUUGACAACAUUUCUGGGGGCAAACCCCUGGAAGUAGAGAUGGAAGGGAUAGAAUACAUGAAUGAUGAUCCUGGCAUGGUGGAUGUUCUUUAUGCCAAAGUUCAUAUGAAAGAUGGCUCCAACAGGCUGCAGGAAUUAGUUGAUCGAGUGCUGGAACGUUUUCAGGCAUCUGGACUAAUAGUAAAAGAGUGGAAUAGUGUGAAGCUCCAUGCUACCGUCAUGAAUACUCUAUUCAGAAAAGACCCCAAUGCUGAAGGCAGGUACAAUCUCUACACAGCGGAUGGCAAAUAUAUCUUCAAGGAAAGAGAAUCAUUUGAUGGCAGAAACAUUUUAAAGAUGUUUGAGAACUACUACUUUGGUACCCUAAAGCUCAAUUCAAUCCACAUCUCUCAGAGGUUCACAGUAGAUAGCUUUGGAAACUACGCCUCCUGUGGACAAAUUGACUUCUCCUGAGGUGGAUCUUGGGAAGCACUAGAAAUUGAACAUCUUCAUAAGGGCAGCAGCAAGAGAAACAAUGAUGGUAUCAGCAGGACUCUGCAGAGUUCCCUGGGAAAAUGUCAGCUGCAGAAGGUGCUCCGUCCUUGCCCCUUGCCACAGAUGGGGAGGAGGGAGCGAGCUCUCAGCACAGCUCUGCCUGCCACACCUGCCACUGUGCUGAUCGCCUGGGAGCUCCAGCCCAGCUCUCACCUAUCUCCUCCUCCUCCUGCUCCUCACAGCCUUCCCCCUCCAUGCUCUCUCGUUCUUCCUCCAUUCCUUAUUCUUACCUUGCUUUUUACGUUCUGUUUAAGAAGUUCGAUUCUGAACCCUGUGUAUCAAGGUCCCUGCAUAGUGAAGGUUGUGUGUUAACGCUCAGAUUUGUUUAUCACCAUGACUGCACAGAUCAAUU
Pteronotus mesoamericanus is the source of this 1749-nucleotide messenger RNA. RefSeq names its product activating signal cointegrator 1 complex subunit 1 (gene ASCC1). The transcript is spliced from 11 exons. Gene Ontology annotation, biological process: DNA alkylation repair; regulation of DNA-templated transcription. The record is from RefSeq and is a predicted model, not a curated record. The coding region runs from base 243 to 1316 and encodes 357 amino acids. Gene Ontology annotation, cellular component: nucleus. Gene Ontology annotation, molecular function: RNA binding. Lineage: Eukaryota; Metazoa; Chordata; Mammalia; Chiroptera; Mormoopidae.